Messenger RNA from Polyodon spathula (Mississippi paddlefish), 2506 nucleotides. RefSeq names its product collagen and calcium-binding EGF domain-containing protein 1-like. Bases 460 to 1650 code for a protein of 396 amino acids. NCBI's taxonomy places the organism in Eukaryota, Metazoa, Chordata, Actinopteri, Acipenseriformes, Polyodontidae. The record is from RefSeq and is a predicted model, not a curated record. The transcript is spliced from 11 exons. Gene Ontology annotation, molecular function: calcium ion binding.
UGUCACAAAUGAAUCAGCACUUAAGUGACUCAAAGUUAACACGAUAACAAAUAAGGAAAGAAACAUCUUGAAUCGGAAGUAAUUUGGAACGGACCCGCUGGUACUGAUCUUUUGGGCUAUUGUUAACAUCACAGUGCCUCCCAUAUGAACACACCCCUUGCAAUGAAAAAAAAAAAAAGUUUAUCUAAACCAAACAAGGCAGCUCUCUGGCUAACAGAGGAACGACUAGAAGUACCUCAUGUGAGAGAGAGAGGAAGAAAGAAAGAAAGAAAGAGCAUUUAAUGUGGACCGUCUUCACGAGCAAUAAAAAGUGAGAGACACUGAACAGCUGCAUCUCGGAGCCACUCACUCAUUCCUAGAACACCCAGCUGCCUUAUUUAAAAUUACUACUUGAGGGACACACAUUUUUACAACUGCUGCGCGGUGUGGAUUACUUCUGUUCUACUUUACCUGUGGAAAAUGUGUUACACAAAUCUUCGGAUUAGUGUAGGAGUCAUACUGGUUUUAACAUUGUCGUUUUGCGGAUUAUCAUGGACCUACAGAGAACAAUUUAACGACACUGACGACAGAGAGGUCUGUUCAGAAAAUAAAGUUGCCACAACUAAGUAUCCUUGCUUAAAACCCACUGGGGAACUGACAACGUGCUUUAGGAAAAAAUGCUGUGAAGGUUUUAAAUUUGUGCUAGGACAGUGCAUCCCUGAAGAUUAUGAUGUGUGUGCUGGAGUCCCUUGCGAGCAGCAGUGCACUGAUCAUUUUGGCAGAGUGCUUUGUACCUGCUAUGCUGGGUACCGAUAUGACCGUGAUAGGCACAGGAACAGAGAAAAACCUUACUGCCUCGAUGUUGAUGAAUGUGCCACUAAAAAUGAGACUAUUUGCUCUCAGGUCUGUAUAAACAUUCCUGGCAGUUACAGAUGUGAGUGUGAGAAGGGUUACUUCUUAGAAGGUGAUGGGAAAACCUGUACCAAAGGAGAAAGGGAAAGUCACUUUGACAAGUCAGACAACGUAAUGAAAGCAGGGACAUGCUCAGCUACAUGUGAGGAGUUUCAGCAGAUGAGACAGAUGGUCCUACAGCUCAAGCAAAAGAUUGCCUUAUUGCCCAACAAUGCUGAUGAUAGCAAACAGAUAGCAAGUGAAAAAAUGCUCAUGUCAAAUUCGUAUUUGCCUGGUCCUCCAGGACAACCUGGUCUUCCAGGACCGCCAGGUGGCCCUGGACCUAAAGGGUCUCUUGGACACCAGGGGCCACCUGGCCCCCCUGGCCUGACUGGACCCAGAGGAAUGAUGGGACCUAUGGGGCCAUCACCCGAUAUGUCCCACAUCAAGCAAGGAAGACGAGGACCUGUGGGUCCACCUGGAGCUCCUGGAAAAGAUGGCACCAAGGGAAAAAGGGGGGCUCCCGGAUUGACAGGACCUCCAGGCCUACCAGGCUCCUUUGACUUCUUGCUGCUUAUGAUGGCAGACAUUAGAAAUGACAUUGCGGAGCUCCAGGAGAGAGUGUUUGGACACAGAACCCAUUCUUCGGGGGAGGAGUUCCCCCUUCCCGCUCAAGGCAUGAGGGACCCUCAGGAUAUAAUAGACUUGGGAUCGGGAGAGGACUACAGACACAGGGCUGCACCAAAGAAUAUCAGAAGAAGGAAAUCAAGCCGACACUGAUCCUUAUUGAAGUUAAAAAAACAACAACAAAAAAAAAACAUUAAAUAUUUCCUAAGCUGUAUAUAAGAAGUUUUCUACUGUUGUACAAAUUGAAAGUGACUUUACCGCAGUGACAUUGAUAUUACUUUGGACAAAUCUUUAUUUUUUUAAACAUUUUGUUUCAGUUUGCUGUUAUACGCAAUUAAACACACAUAUGUAUUUGCAGUUACCCAUAUGCAAAAUUACAAAGCAUGUUUGACACACUUCCUUUUGAGAGCUUAAAAAAUAGAUCUUCCCAGAUGAAGCUUGCAACAUAAGAGGCAUGAGUAAAAACUACUAGAAAUCGAUAAUGCUUACAAUAAUGAAUGUCAUAAUAUGCACAUUCUUUGCAUAGCUGUUAGUUUAUUAUUAGUUAUAUCUAUUAAUCCAGAUGUUUACAUAAAUCAUGUUGCAAAUGAGGGGGAUGCUUAAUCAUUUCUGUUUUGGAAAUGUAACAUACUGUCAAUCCCAAUUUGUGCAAAUGUUCAAUCUCAUAUAACACUGAGGGGUGAUGUAUUAAAGUGUUGUGGCUGUCACAAUAGUCACAAACCAGUUGCAAACUAGUCGAAAGUCUAGGGUGAAAUGUACUAAACAUGCGCAAUGCUGAUAGCGACUUUCUAGGAAAUGCUUUGUGGCAGGAGUUUUUAUUUGGUGUUCAGCCUUAGAUGAAUAUGUAAUUAUUGGCGUUCUGCAUAAAUUUGCAAAAAGGGGGUGGAGAUCAUGCAAAUGAGGGUUCUCAAAUAUUAUCAUGAGAUGUGCUAAAGUUGCUGGAAAUUGCAACACUUACAAUUGCAUCAAUUUUUUAAAGAAAUUUUAAACAGUCUCAAUUAUUGCUGGC